Messenger RNA from Biomphalaria glabrata, 9272 nucleotides. RefSeq names its product E3 ubiquitin-protein ligase ubr3-like. Gene Ontology annotation, cellular component: cytoplasm; ubiquitin ligase complex. Gene Ontology annotation, molecular function: ubiquitin protein ligase activity; zinc ion binding. Bases 204 to 5747 code for a protein of 1847 amino acids. The transcript is spliced from 38 exons. Gene Ontology annotation, biological process: ubiquitin-dependent protein catabolic process via the N-end rule pathway; protein ubiquitination. NCBI's taxonomy places the organism in Eukaryota, Metazoa, Mollusca, Gastropoda, Planorbidae. The record is from RefSeq and is a predicted model, not a curated record.
AAACCAUUUCUAGAUCUAUUAUUGUUGACAGCUGAAAAACUAUGGAAUCCUUUAGGAGGUUCAACAGCAACACUUAAAGCAGUGUAGUAAACUAGUCGAUAUCCAGACUCUAGAAUCUAAUUCUGAACAGAAAAUGUAGAUUUAUCUUUAGUUUUAUUUUUUAAAGUUAUCACUUAUUCAACGGGCCAUACAAUCCAGUAGUAAUGGCUUCUUCUGGGAAUCCUAAUAAUCAAAGUAAUGUCAAUGAUUCAUCAAAAAAAUCGCAGUCACAAAUCAGUCUCCAUUCAAGUGGCAGUGCAUCAAGUACCAAUACAACUGUUUCUAACUCGAUUAUGACACUUAUGAAACGAGAAAAGCGUGCUGUAGCUGUGUAUCUUAAAGAAGAAAGCUCAAAGUCCAACAAUACCAAACCACUUAAUGAUCACUUAGAUACUAUCCUUGAUCCUAACAAACCAAUUGAUGACUUUGAAAGUAUAGAUUUUUGCAAAUGGAUCAUAGCAGGAGGGUUAACAUUUGAAGAUUUUGCCAAAAAAGUUAGAGAAUAUGACAGCUCUGUUAUGUGUGGCCUUGUGUGGACUGCAAAUUUUGUUGCGUACCGCUGUCGCACGUGUGGGAUUUCACCCUGUAUGUCCAUCUGCUCUGACUGCUUCCAAGCUGGCAACCACGAGGGUCACGACUUCAACAUGUUUCGUAGCCAAGCGGGGGGUGCUUGUGAUUGUGGAGAUUCUAGUGUAAUGAGACCUGAAGGAUUUUGCCCACGUCAUGGUGAGCACAGAGAAAAUAAGUCUGACCCUGAGGCUCCAGCAGAGCUAAUGGCAGUUGCUAAAGAAAUGGUGCCAAGGUUGUUCAUAAGACUCUUAUACCAUUUACGUGAACAGUUUUUAUCUCAAGUGAGGACUAGUAGGAAUUCUUAUCAUUUGAAUAUCAAUGACUUGGAACAUUUUCUGAACUUUAUGCAGUCACUUAGUGACAUGGGAGCAGCAAUGAGAAGAGUUAUGGCUCAAGCACUCAUAAAUCCUUCGCAUUAUGCAAAAUCUACAGUACGUUCAGAUCAAGUUUCAGAAGGUAAAGUGGAUAACUACACUGCUUUUAAAGAAAUUCUUAAUGGCAAUGGUCUACGUUAUCCACUUCACUUUGACAAGUAUAAAGAUAAACCUGGCAUGUCCCAGAAAUUGGAUUAUAGUACCAUCAUUGAAGAGCUUGUGUUCUGGGUCAUGAGAUAUGAAUUUCCUCAGAGGCUGGUAACUUUCUUACUUGGCCUAUUGCCUGAUGAUUUGUAUAAGGAAGCAUUUGCCAAAGCCUUUGUGAAGCAUUAUUCCCGUAUAUCUGUUGUUCUAAGUGAUGCCCAAGACAGGUCAACUGUAGCCAACAGGAUAGUUCACAUCAGUGUUCAGUUAUUCAGCAAUGAAAAUUUGGCAGUACAUUUAACAGAAAACCACAAUCUCCUUCUAAUAAUCAUUCUAAGUCUUGCCAGCAUGAUUCAGAGCAUAAAAAUAGUCAGUUCCUUGGAAGAUCCUGAUCUGAAGUCAAGGUUUCAUUGUGUUGUCAAUUGUGAACAUGAAAUAAUGAAGGAUCACUGUUAUUGGCCAGUGGUUAGUGAUUUGAUCAAUGUCCUCUCCCACAGAAAGAUUGCACAUGUAUUUUUAGGAGAUUCUGAACUGGUUAAUCUCUGGCUUGACCUUUUGAAUGACAUGCAGGGUAUGAACCUGAACACUAGAGAACUGAGUCAACAUGUGGAAUAUGAGCCUGACACUUACUAUGCUGCUUUCUCUGCCGAGCUCGAGAUAUCUGCUUCACCUAUGUGGUCACUGCUGAUGCACUGUCAAACUCCAGAUACCAGACACUAUGUUUUAGACAUGAUCAAAUCUGCAACUGUUGCAUUGCAAGACUGGUUUGAAGCCAUCAACUUUAAGGAAGCUAUGAAACCCAACCCAUACCAACUGACCUUCCACAUACCACUGCAUAGAUACCUGGCAACUUUCAUAAUGACAGCUGUAAAGUAUCAUGAUGUUGACCUUGACUCCAUCUUGCCAGAUGAGGUAACUCUAAAGAAAAUCAUGAUGCAUCCAUUACAAAUUCAGGUUUGCAUGGCACAGAUAUAUGCUGGGAUGUGGGUUAGAAACGGAAUUCAAAUCAAAGGUCAGGCUAUGACUUACAUUCAGUGUCAUUUCUGCUACUCCAUGGCAGACGCUGACUUAUAUCUUCUGCAGCUGUGUGCUACAAAACUUGACCCUGAUUGCUUUAUUACUACAGUAUUAGACAGGUUUCACAUUCUAAAUUGGAUGUCUUAUUCUCCUGAGCCAACACAUAUUGGUAUACUGAUGGAACCUGAGCAAGAGUUAUCUAUGGUAGAGGGUGCUCUAAGCCUCUUUUCAGCUUUAAUGGGAAUACACACUUAUCUAGGCAUAAGUGAAGAGGAUCUCAUCAGAAAAGAAAUGGCUUCACUGUUGUGUAUGAAUGACAGGCAGCACAGCACGUUGAUGGAUUUGAUGCCAGAAAGGACUGGUGUCAGUGGUCUGGCUAAAGAAUUGUUUGAGCCAACACUACAGAAGUUGGCAGAAUAUAAAGCACCUAAUUUUGAGGCUGGUGGAGGCCUACAACAGGGAACAUAUGUUCCUAAAGCUGAGGUCUGGGAGAAAGACUUUGAUCCAGUCCACGUUUCACAAAGAGCAAUAUAUCGUCGAGAUAUGCAGUCAGCAAUGGAUCGUUACACAGAGUAUUUGAGAACCCAUAAAGGUUAUAAGAGAAAGACAACUCCUUGGCCUCCAUUUAAAAUUGAAGACAACAUGCACCACAGCUACGCUGGUAUUUACAGACUACUCAACUGCAAGAGUAUGCAUGCAUUUUUGUUUACAGUAUUGCACAAGGCUUUAACACGAGACAAAAAUCUCCCAGAGGCUAUUUUGUUUCAUGCUGUACAUCUUCUAGAAUUGUGUUUACAUUUUGCUCCCAAAACUUUUCCUAACAGGAUCCCUGGUUUAUCAUUACAAGUUCAAGAUGGUCAGUUAGACAAGUGGUAUGGAACAUCAGACAUCAAGGCAAAUGCUUGCGACAUUAUUAGUGAAGUAAUUGUGCCAAUCCCAGUGACAGAGGAAGAGAUCCGAGCUAGCGGCAUAACUGCUGAUGACAUGGACACAUCAACACUAGAAGAGAUGUUUCAACUUCAACCAUCUGUUGUGUCAUCAUCUACUGGCCCGAUUACUUCAGCUCAACUAGGUCAAAUGCCUUCCCUGGCCAUGGUAUCUCUACCUGCUCUAGACUCUUUUUUGCCCCACCCACCACCAGCGUCAACCAAGCCUGCCACAAAAAGAUUUGAGAGUAGAGGGGUAGCCACAGCUCAGUUUGUUUCCAAGAAAAUAACAGUGAAGGAAAGUCUCAUCUCAGUUCUAAUUAAGCUGCACACAAAGACUGGUGGUGUAGCCAGUUACAAACCCAAGACGCAGUCACCUUCUAAUGUUAACACGAUUUUGGAAGGAGGAGAUGCCCAGCUAUACAUUGCCCGUUUUCUUGAUCGCCUCUAUACGGCAAGCACUGCUGCAUCUCGUGUCAUUGAUGAGACUUGCCGUGCUCUAAAUAUGACAAAAGUGAAAGCUGGUCCUUCAGAAACAGAGAAAGACAGCAAACGUCGUAAAGCUUGGAAUAGACAGCAAAAACUGAUGGCAGAAUUUGCUUCUAAACAGAAAGCUUUUAUGGAGCAAGCAAUGGAAGAAGAGACAGAGAAACAAGAGCCUAGUUUAGCUUCUGCUAGUUCAGAGCAAGAGGAAAGCCUUCCCAGCAAACUCUAUGACUGUGUUAUAUGCAAUCAGUCUACGCCAUCUACUGGAGAAAAACCUAUUGGGCUGGUUGUUUUCUUACAAGCUUCUAGUGUACUUGGCCACCGUCAACAGUCUAAUCAAGAACAUGUUUUAAGUAUGUCAGACUCCCAAGUCCAGUGGCACAGAAAAACUUCUUGUGGCAAAGUCAAUAAAAAGAAACUUGAGAUCUUGCAAAAAAAUUUUGAAGGGAAAUCUUGUGAGGUGUCAGUCAACAUUGGAUGGGAAGGUGGAGUGGUGGCCCAAACCUGUGGACACUACCUUCACCUGGACUGUCAUAAAUCUUACUUGGAUUCUCUUAGAAACCAAAACCAUGCUGAGGUCUUGGCUGUGAACAAGAGGGAGUACUGGUGUCCUCUCUGUCGCCAACUAUCUAACUCUGUCAUACCCAUGGUACCCGAUGAGAGUAUGACUAUGUUAGUUAAACCCCUUCCUAAAGAUGAGAAGGAAAUGGUUGCAGACAUUGCAGAGAUGAUGAUAAAAAGAAGAAUCACUCGAGAUCAUGCCAUGAAUCGAGCUAUGGGCACUGUAAUGGAAGACCUGACAAAUAUCACUUAUCCCAACUAUCGGGCCUUCUCAGCCACUCGUAACCCUGAGAGUGUGUUAUUAUUUAUAUGCUCUGUUGCCAGGAUAAAUUUAGAAGUGGAAUUACUACAGAUGGGAGGAAAGCUAAAUGAUGUACAGCCGCCAACUAAAACUAAAAAUCAGAAUUGCUUCUUGCCAUUAGUCCAUGUCCUCAGUCUGCAUAGUAAGGUUCUCAUUUCUACGCCACUCUACCCUGACCUAUGGGCUCAUCUCACUGGUAGGAAUUUCUGGGAUGAAGCAUCAUGCAGUGUGUCUGUAUAUGAGAAACAAGUUCCAAUGUUGAUCAAAGAUCCAUUGAGUCUUUUCAUCCAGUUUGUUCUCACUAUGUCUUUUACAAUAGAAGCAGAGCACUUGGACUUUAUUAUACAGAUGUUAUAUAAUUUGGUUUAUGUUCAAGCAUUGGCUUACUUAAGCUGUAAGUUUUCUUCUGAUGAACGAGAUGCAUGGCGUAAGAAGGGAAGACAGAAUCAGAGCAAUACCUUGGAAGGACUACUGAGUCUUGUCAUAAGUGGACUCUCAAGAAGUUCUCUCUAUGAAGAGAUAGACAGCUCUCACACACUGCCAGCUAUCUGUCAAAGUGUUUGGUCACCACAAAGUGUUGAGCAGGUUAUACAGGAAUACUGUCUUCCUUUCUUACGAAUAUCUGCUCUAAUGAAAUUGCACCUGUUUAGUAUUGAAUUACCAAGCCCAGAGUCAGGUCAAGAUGAGUUCCAGCUUUUGUCACGUUUCUUGAAUUUAGGACUACCAACUCCUCCUGUAACAGAAGUUGCAAGUCUAAGCACAGCUAAUGUCCAUUGGGUGGUAGAGGAACCUCAUGUUCUCAUUCGAGCAUGGUGUUUACAUAUUGCUGAGUUUGCCAACAAUGCAUCACAGGAUGCAAAGAGUCUUUUAACAAUGAAUCCAUCUUGGCAAAAGCCUAGCCUCAUCAAGCUGCCCAACUGUUACUACCAAAUCUUCCAAGUGUUUAGGUCAGCCAAAUGUAAUGAGUGCAGUCGUGUCCCCAAAGAUCCUGCUCUAUGUCUAGUGUGUGGCCAGUUUCUGUGCUUCAGGGAACAAUGCUGUGCUCAGAACAAUGUCCAUGAAAGUGUUGGGCAUUCUAUAGCUUGUGGAGCAGGCACCAGCAUGUUCUUGCUGGUCAAUUCAAGUCUUGUUGUAGUUGUAAGAGGUCAGAGGGCAACAUUGUGGGGAUCCGUUUAUUUAGAUGAACAUGGAGAGGAAGAUCGUGAUCUGAAACGCGGGAAACCGUUAUACCUCAGCAUGGCCAGAUACAACCUAUUAGAAAACCAGUGGCUCUCUCACAGUUUUGACCAUUCAUGCAAACGUUGGAUCUGGCACAGAGAUCAACUGUAGACAGUUGGUGAUAAAUUGUACAUCUAUGACCCUGUGUUAUUUAUAGCACAUGUACAUAGCACAUUGAAGUGUCUUUCAGGCUUUCUGCGUCGGAUCGUUGACCUAGAUGUGGAGAAAAGGGUGCAGUUAUUCUUUCAGUAAGCUUGCUGUUUAAAACCAACACUGUCCCUGCUAUAAAUCUUAAAUGUUUCUCAGAGCUUACUAAAUAUCAAUAAGAGACAAACUAGAUAUUAUCAAACCUUCUAUGAGAUUUUAAAUGUUAGCUUAUGACAAAAAUUUGGCAUUAGUCACUAAUUAUUCCUUUUUUGAUGCUAUAUUUAAAACAUUGAAGAUAUAAAUUUCCAAAUGUUAUUUACUUCGUUACUUGCAUUUAAUUAUAAAACUUCUUAUAGUUAUUUAAUCUUCUAUAAGCAAGAUUAGCCACAUAAAGUAAUUUUAGUAUUGAAUAUCAAGCUAGCAACAAAAAAAGGAAAUUGAAUGACUUACUAAAUUUGAGUCACAGCAGUUGCUUCCACAAUACCUUCCACAAUACCUCCAUAUUGUUUUGUAUGAGACUUUUAUUGAAUUACAUUGUAUUAAAAUGAGCUGACGUUUCUCAUCUAAUUUCCUCUUGUUGGUAGUUGUAUAGACAUUUUGUAUCUCAUUUAGAACGUAUGUGUUUUCAAUUUCCAAGCUGUAACUUUUAAUCAGAAUGUGCACUGUAAGUAAAAAGUUUCUGUUGCCCUCAACAACCCCUUGUUUUCACAUGUACAGUAGCAACUUAAAUAAAUGUUGACAUUGACAAAGAGUCUUGUGUGGAUGUUUCUUUUUGUGUUUCUUGUUUAUAUUGGAGCUUGAUUUCCUGUUGACAUUAUUUCCAUGAGUUUCAAAUAUUGAUUUUGAAUCUUAAGAAUUUUGGUUUUAAGAACAAUUCCUACAGUUGACUGUAGCACAAAAAAAAGGAAAACUUGAGGCAAAAAUGAUGUUAAGUAGUGAUUUUGAGCAAUUUUCAGCUUUUUGAGUCACAACAGACAUGAGUGUAGCCAUUAUAAGGCUGCAGUUUGUAGAGUCUGAGACCAUGAUUUGGUUUUCAUUUUGUUAAGCUUUCAGUUACAAGUUUGAUUUUCUAGCCAGAUGUAACACAGAAUAUAGUUUUAUUUUUUUAAUAAGGAAAUUUUUGUUUAAAAUUCUGUUGAACAUAAGAACAAACUUAUAUGUAAAAAAAGGGACUGAUUAACAUUACUUGUACAUUUAUUGUUUGGAAAUGUGUUUUUGUGACUUUCUAUUUUUAUCGACAUUUGUAUUAAAAAUAUUUAGAAAAACAAAAAUUAAAACUAUUUAUUACAUAAUUGUGAUACUUAGUGACAUUAUUUCUUUGUUUCACUUCCACUGUAAGAUUUAUGUGACAAAAAACAACCACAUAAUAAGAGAAUACUCUUAAUUUUUGUUACCACCUAAGACUUCUUCAAAACAUGGACAUUCUGUAUGUGCAAUAAAACAAAUGCUCUUAGAAAACUUCAAAUUAACACAUAUUUCAUUCUUAUCAAUAUAUAUGGUGAAAUUUUGUGUGUAGUUAUUUGAAUUGUAUUUUGCUUCAUGGAUACUGUUGUUUUAAUUCCAUUUUAAAAUAGUUUUCUAAAACCCUAAUAGUGUAUAAUUCGGUACCAGUAUAAGUUGAAAAAAGCAGCUAAAUCUAAUCUUAUUGUAAUCUUUAAAAUAACCUAUACGUGAAUAUAGCAAACAUAUGGCAAAAUUUAUUUUCUACAUUAAAACAAUGUUUGUGGGGAAAUUACAAUUAAUUGUAAUUAAAAUAAAUGUUGUUUUAUACAAAUCAUUGGCUGUGUUUGGCAAGUCUUUGUGCUAAAUUGCAAAAAGGCUGUCAUGUAUUCAAUUUUUUCAUUUUCAUGUUAAUUUCUAGAAUGAGGAAUUGCAGCUACAAUAUUAAGUUGUUCAUUAUAAAUUUUACAUGAUUGCAUUAAGCCUGUAUGUAAAUUAUCAUUUUGUAAAAAAAAAAAAGAAUGUUUAUCUAGUGAAUUCUGUUGAAGUUUUGUUGCCUUUUUUUGUUUUAUAUUGUUUUUUCUUUUAAUGUACUGGGUAUAUUUUUCUAAAUUUUAUUUUAUUACAUUUUAAUAGACAGAGAUACAAAAUGUCCACCAAAAUAAAAACAAAUGAGUUUACAUCCAUAAUAGAUUAUUUAAUGAUAACUAUUUAAAUAUUCUUUUAAUCAAAGCAAUAAAAGCAAUUCUUUGAAUUUAUCAAUGUUGUAAUUUUAUAACAUUAACAUUUAGAGUGAGAUAAAAAGUUAUAGUGUGUUCUCAAAAGCACAUAUUAAUGUAUACAGUAUGGAUUCCUUCUUAUAUACAGUAAACAGUAGAACGUUGAUUAUCCAGAUUAAUUGCAACCAGCUCUGUCUGGAUAAUUGAUUGAUUGUCUGGAUGCAGAAUAUAUAUAUAUAUAUAUAUAUAUAUAAAGUUUAUUUAAAUUUUCAUAGUCCAUGUCAAAUACGAAUGUAAAACUCCAAAUCAAGAAAAGAUUUGUUUAGGUAUUAAUCUUGAGUAUAGUAGUAGUUUUACUUUGGGGAUUUCAGGUUUCCGAGGUCACUCUUCUUAUUUUUUUUUCCCUAUCACACAAGACCAUCUAUACCACCUAAACAAUCGGCCUUGAAAAAAGAUGAACCUAUUAUGUUAGAAUAUAAAAUCUAGUAGAGAUUGACCUUUUCCAGGGCACAUAUCUUUUAAGAGGACUUUAUAAAUAAACAUAAAUAGCGGACAACUCUUGACAUCUAAAGAACAAGUUUAAAAGGCAUCGGUGUAAAUAGCGCAGAGACUCCUAUUCAGGACUUUCAGCUCAGGAACCAAAGCUACCACAAAGUCUGCAUCAUCUACGCUCGGAUUAAAGAACUUAAUGAAUGAGGAUAUUAUACUUUAAUUGCUUUCAAUUAACAUUCAUGGACACACGAGUUUCUGCCAUAUAGUGUGCUAACAGUGCCCAUAAACCCUCAGGUCCUACAUAAAUGUCUAUACAAAUAAAAUUGGGUGAAAUUGUGUAUUUAAUUUUUUGUUUAUUUGAAGUGUGCCCCUUUGUGCUGUGUGACUAGUACACCCGAGUGUCAAAAUACUUGAGAACUACUGCUUUGUGCAAAUAUCACCAUCUUAGGCAUUGGAUUUGAUCAUGUACAGUAACCCUAUCUCAUAUGGAACUUGUAGCCAUAAUAAGCAGUCCUUUAUAAAUACAUUAUAUGUGUACACUUCUGUCUGACCUUUUCAUACGCUUAACUGUUGUAUGGAAACUGCAGUUAAAUUGAUUAGUCUUGAUUCGAUCUUGUCUGUUUUUACCAUACUUAUAUGUAACAUAGCUUCAAAUUUGUAUAAUUUUCUAUCCCUUUACUCUGUAUGAUUAGAUGUAUAUAUUUAUGUAUAUAAGUAAACUGUUUGCGGUUGACUUUAGGCUCUAGGGUACAUGUAGCCCAGAUAGAAGCAACACAGUGUGUUUGAAUGUAUUAACCUCUUUAAAGUAAACUGAAUAUUAAAAAUUCUACUUCUUAAA